This is a messenger RNA of Acanthisitta chloris (rifleman), 1044 nucleotides long. It is a transcript of the gene GALE, whose product is annotated as UDP-galactose-4-epimerase. The record is from RefSeq and is a predicted model, not a curated record. Gene Ontology annotation, molecular function: UDP-glucose 4-epimerase activity. Gene Ontology annotation, cellular component: cytosol. NCBI's taxonomy places the organism in Eukaryota, Metazoa, Chordata, Aves, Passeriformes, Acanthisittidae. Gene Ontology annotation, biological process: beta-D-galactose catabolic process via UDP-galactose, Leloir pathway. Bases 1 to 1044 code for a protein of 347 amino acids. The transcript is spliced from 10 exons.
AUGGCAGAGAAGAUCCUGGUGACGGGUGGAGCUGGUUACAUCGGGAGCCACUGCGUGCUGGAGCUGCUGGAGGCUGGAUACACCCCCGUGGUCAUCGACAACUUCCACAAUGCCAUCCGAGGGGCGGAUGAGCUCCCAGAGAGUCUCCGGCGCGUGCAGCAGCUGGUGCAGCAGCCCAUCCUCUUCCAGGAGCUGGACAUCACGGAUGAGGCUGCGCUGCAGGAGCUCUUCAGUAAGCAUCGUUUCUCGGCCGUGAUGCACUUUGCAGGGCUGAAGGCAGUGGGAGAGUCUGUGCAGAAACCUCUGGAAUAUUACAGAGUGAACCUCACUGGGACCAUCAGGCUGCUGGAGACCAUGAAGGCUCAUGGUGUGAGGAACAUCGUGUUCAGCAGCUCUGCCACUGUCUAUGGAGACCCCAAGUACCUCCCUCUGGAUGAGAACCACCCGGUGGGAGGCUGCACCAACCCCUAUGGCAAAUCCAAGUACUUCAUCGAGGAGAUGAUUCGGGAUCUCUGCAAGGCAGAGAAGGGCUGGAAUGCUGUUCUCCUGCGCUACUUCAACCCCAUCGGUGCCCACGAGUCGGGAAUGAUUGGAGAAGAUCCUCAGGGGAUUCCAAACAACCUCAUGCCCUAUGUGGCACAGGUGGCAGUGGGACGUCGGGAAUUCCUGAGUGUGUUUGGGAAUGACUACAAGACAGAUGAUGGAACAGGUGUCAGGGAUUACAUCCACGUCGUGGAUUUGGCCAAGGGCCACAUUGCUGCUUUGAAGAAACUGAAGGAGAACUGUGGCUGCAAGAUCUACAAUUUGGGCACAGGCACUGGUUACUCUGUCCUGCAGAUGGUGCAGGCCAUGGAGAAAGCCUCAGGGAGGGAGAUCAAGUACAAGAUCACAGCCCGGCGGGAGGGAGAUGUGGCUUCCUGCUAUGCCAACCCUGCCCUGGCUGAGCAGGAGCUGGGCUGGAGAGCUGCCUUUGGCCUGGACAAGAUGUGUGAGGACCUGUGGCGUUGGCAGCUGCAGAAUCCCACAGGCUACAGCAAGAACUGA